Molecule: messenger RNA, 2367 nt
Organism: Megalops cyprinoides (Indo-Pacific tarpon)
Lineage: Eukaryota; Metazoa; Chordata; Actinopteri; Elopiformes; Megalopidae
Gene: trib1
Product: tribbles pseudokinase 1
Exons: 3
Coding region: 544-1605 (353 amino acids)
Biological process (GO): regulation of MAP kinase activity; positive regulation of proteasomal ubiquitin-dependent protein catabolic process; protein phosphorylation
Cellular component (GO): nucleus
Molecular function (GO): ATP binding; mitogen-activated protein kinase kinase binding; protein kinase activity
Source: RefSeq, a predicted model, not a curated record
CGACUUUGGGGAGGUGUGUGCGGAUUGCAUAACUGCUGGGACUGGCUUCGCGUAGUGUGUCAUAGCAGAGGCUGUACCGGGCGGAGUUCCAGCUGCGCUGUGCUUCAAGAGGGCUUUGGAAACAGCAUCGUAAUUUUACUAGACAGCUGCUCAUUUGAGGUCACACUCGGGCUCCGAAAAAUUCACACAUACAGCACAGCGAGGCGACUUUACCUCAGGAGCUUUGGGAAUCCUCGCUGAACGGUCUUGCAAAAGCCGGAGCUUUGGAGGACAAACUUGAAUAAAGACGACUUAAAUAGCACUUGGAAGAUUUGUACUGAAUGCUUGGAAACCUUAAGCAGAUACAUAACAGUAUCUUUCGUGCAUUUUAUUUAGAAUCAGUAUUUGGAGACAUAGAAAGAAUCCGGGAUAUGGUCCAUGACUGGAAUUGCUGAGUUGUUUGCACUUGUUCUUUUUUUUAAGGAAUACAGGAAUAUUUAAACACUCCUCGCAAGUCGUCCAACACAUUCCUUGGUGCGGUUUUUUGCUCAUCCUCUGGUCCAUAUGAGUGAACAUAUGAACGUGCAGUGGACCAGUCCUGUGCCAUGCAUUCGCGCUGGGAGAUGCAGAUACAAGCGGCUUGACUCCGACGAGCCGGUGUCCAAAUGCGCGAGGCUGAGCGACUCCUCGAGCGAUGCGGGUUUCCUCAGUAGUUCCCCGGGUUCCCCCGUUUGCACGGCUCCCUUCAGCGGCACUCCGACCCAUCAGGGUCCGUCCCGAAUCUGUCAGUUCCUGCUGUUACCUGUCGCGGAGAGGAGGGGAGUUCACAGCGCGCUGAACGUCCAGACGGGAGAGGAGUUUGUGUGCAAGGUGUUCCCGAUGGCGAACUACCAGGAGAAGAUCAGAGCGCACAGCGCGCUGCCAGAGCACAGGAACAUCUCCCACAUCAAAGACAUCAUCCUCGGAGACCAGAAUGCCUACGUGUUCUUGGAGAAGGACUACGGCGACAUGCACACGUUCGUGAAAAGCUGCAAGAGCCUCGGCGAGGAGCGCGCGGCCCGGCUCUUCUACCAGGUGGCAUCGGCUGUCGCGCAUUGUCACCAGGCAGGCAUCGUCCUGGGGGAUCUCAAGCUCCGGAAGUUUGUCUUCAGCGAUGAGAAGAGGACUCAUUUGAAGCUGGAGGGCCUGGAGGACUCCCACAUCCUGGAGGGGGAAGACGACUCCAUGUCGGACAAGCACGGCUGCCCCGCCUACGUCAGCCCAGAGAUCCUCAUCAGCUCGGGCUCGUACUCGGGGAAGCAGGCGGAUGCGUGGAGCCUGGGCGUCAUCCUCUACACCCUCCUGGUCGGCCGCUACCCCUUCCACGACUCGGACCCCGGCGCGCUCUUCUCCAAGAUCCGCAGGGGGCAGUACUGCCUCCCCGACAGCCUCUCCCCUCAGGCUAAGUGCCUGCUGCGCAGUCUUCUCAGGAAGGAGCCCUCGGAGAGACUCACCGCCACCGAGGUGCUCAUUCACCCCUGGUUCCAGAGCGCACAGGAAACAGGAAGCACAGAACAGGAAGCCGGCUCUGCGGACCAGACCGUGCCCACGUUCAGCCUCGAGGAGGGCGAGUCUCUUUUCUGUUGACAGACUCAACCUCGCUGGACCAAAAGCAGUUGCAUUAAGGUCGACUGAAACUCUUUGUUACAUGUACGUCAAAGUGUGCACAUGUGUUUUGAGUACUGUAUUGUCUCAGUGUUAGGUUAGGUCCUGAAAGGAGCCUCAUAACUGAGCCAUACACAUUCAUAGGCUUUGAGAGGUGAAUUGGCUUCAUGUCUGUUGGUCUCCUUCAGUUCCAUUGUGCAACUGCACUGUAUGAAUAUGUUAGAGGGACCUCAUAAGGACUUACCUCCUGAAAAUGCACUAAGGGUAACCAACACAGUGAGAGACGAUCCAAGUGGCGCCAAACCGCAAUGCUCGGUCUCUGGAAUGCGGCACCUGAAGCACAGCGAGAAAAUACCCGCAACGUCACUCCACUCACUUGAGCCGAUGAUCGUUGACUGAGUCAUCAGCAGGCUUUGAAGUGCUAUGGAGGCCUGUCCCACUUCAUGGCAGAGAGACAGAGACAGAGUGAGAAAGAGAGAAAGACAGAGAGAAAGAGACAGCGAGAGCUAGCAUCACGCACUGUGAGUUGUCCUAUAUCAGGACCGCCAGGAGGGGAGACGGCUGUCGAAUGUGCUCAGGCUCUCCAUCCUCCCGGGACCCGACAUGUAUCUGGAGCAGCAGUGUCGUCUGUCACCGCGACCUCUGACCUUUGAAAUAUCAAGGGCCGCAGCUUUGCAGGCUCUCUUUCAAAACCAGUCCACCGCAGCUCAGUUAAAGGCGAUGGCUGGCUGGGGGGGGGGGGUC